This is a messenger RNA of Platichthys flesus (European flounder), 3301 nucleotides long. RefSeq names its product potassium voltage-gated channel subfamily A member 10. Bases 1 to 1686 code for a protein of 561 amino acids. Gene Ontology annotation, cellular component: membrane; voltage-gated potassium channel complex. The transcript has a single exon. Gene Ontology annotation, biological process: protein homooligomerization; potassium ion transmembrane transport. Gene Ontology annotation, molecular function: protein binding; delayed rectifier potassium channel activity. Lineage: Eukaryota; Metazoa; Chordata; Actinopteri; Pleuronectiformes; Pleuronectidae. The record is from RefSeq and is a predicted model, not a curated record.
AUGGAGGUGCCUCUUGUUGACUUUGAGAACAUGGACAUCGGAAUCAACCUCGGCGACCCCAGUGACUCCGGUUACCCGACUACACCCACCUCCGAGGCCCCCGAUCAGAAUCUGUUGACCCAACGUGUGACCUCUCCGCACCCGUCGCCCCGCAGAGGCCGACGCAGGUAUCAGUCCGGUCAGGAGGGGCGGUCGCCGUCCUCCCCACCGACCGUCACCACCAAAGACAACUCGAGCAGCGGCAGCCUGAUCUCUCAUCUAAAGCUCCUCAUCAACAGCGAGUCUCCCGGCGGCAGCGUCUUCAGUAAGAUGCCAAAGGAUUGCUACGAGAGCGAGGACCUGUUCGAGAGGCACUGCGUGGAAGAAAGAGAUGAGAAAGUCGUCAUCAAUAUUUCAGGGCUGAUGUUCGAGACCCAGCUCAGCACCUUGAACAAGUUUCCAGACACCGUGCUUGGGAACCCCAUGAAGCGGAUCAAUUUCUUUGACCCGAUAAAAAACGAAUACUUCUUUGACAGAAACCGUCCGUCGUUCGAUGGGAUCUUGUACUUCUACCAGUCCGGGGGCAGAAUCCGCAGACCAGCCAACGUCCCCUUAGAUGUUUUUGCAGCCGAAAUCGUUUUUUACGAGUUGGGCGACGAAGCGAUGGAGCAGUUCCGUGAGGACGAGGGGUUUGUCAAAGAGCCGGAAGUCCUCUUGCCCGACAACGAACUCCAGCGACAGUUCUGGCUCUUGUUUGAAUACCCUGAGAGCUCCAGUGCAGCCAGAUCUGUGGCCCUGGUUUCUGUGUUCGUCAUCGUCAUCUCCAUCUUCAUCUUCUGCCUGGAGACUCUGCCGGAGUUUAGGGACGACCCUGACGUGAUCCACAGUUUGACCCAACUCAUCAACGGCUCCAGAGACAGUUCGGCUCCUCGUCCCGCCACUAAAGACAUCUUUGCUUAUAUCACGGACCCCUUUUUCAUAGUGGAGACUAUUUGCAUCAUUUGGUUCUGCUUUGAAGCCGGUGUCCGCUUUGUGGUCUGCCCCAGCAAGAGUGAUUUCUUCAAUAACCUCAUGAAUAUCAUUGACUUAGUCUCGAUAGUUCCCUACUUCGUCACCCUGGGUACGGAGCUGGCUACGACCCCUGACGAUGAUAUGAACUCUGGUCAGAACAUGUCACUGGCGAUCCUACGAAUCAUCCGACUGGUGAGAGUCUUCCGAAUUUUCAAGCUCUCCCGACACUCGAAAGGCCUUCAGAUCCUGGGUCAGACAUUGAAAGCCAGUAUGAGGGAACUGGGGCUGCUCAUUUUCUUCCUGUUCAUAGGAGUCAUCCUGUUCUCAAGUGCCAUCUACUUUGCAGAAGUGGAUGAGCUCAACACACAGUUUGUGAGCAUCCCCGACGGCUUCUGGUGGGCCGUGGUGACCAUGACCACGGUGGGAUAUGGAGACAUGUGCCCCAUCACCAUCGGAGGCAAAAUGGUCGGCACCCUCUGCGCAAUUAGCGGUGUCCUGACCAUCGCCUUGCCCGUCCCCGUCAUCGUCUCCAACUUUAAUUAUUUUUACCACCGGGAGACCGAGCAGGAAGAGAAGCAGAUGAUAGACGCGGCAACGGCGGCUGCCCAGAAAAUGUCAGCGUUUAAGUUCGGAAGCACGCCUUCACUGAACAAAAGUAACGGCACGUUGCAGAAUGAGAAGAACGGCAUGCACUGAUGGAGGAACUCAAGUAUUAUUUAUGGCAUGAAAGUCCGACACGCUGAUAAGUUUCUCACUAUUUUGUACUUCAGACACGUCAGCAUUUGUGCAGGUUAUCACAGUAUUAAUAGGCACCGUGUGGUGGCGAGACAGCCUUUACACAAGUUGUCUGUAAACUUGUGGAUGUGUCAAAGUGCAAUUAACACAACUCAGCAGCUACUAUGGCAGUAACCUUUGAGGACAGGACCUGAGGGGUAGGAUUAUAUCUCCUUCAGUGCAGUUUGAAGAAAAACGUGAUUGUUCAUUUGUGCUACAGACAAACGUUUGACCUUGGAAGGAGGGAAUAUAGAUGCGAGAGGAAAAGCAAGUUGUAAAGCGUCCUUCUGGUUUGUAAAAUGGUGAAAGUGUAUCCCACACACAAAGAAAAGAAGCAUCUAAAGCUGAAUGUAUACUCAGAGCUCAUAUUCCAUCACGGCUCCACUCUUAGUCUUCAUUCCGUCCUUUACGGCGAAAAUCUAGAUGUUGCUUGUUCUGAUUUUCAAGGGCGGGUCCAGUGCAAGGCAAGAGGACUCCGGCACACUCAUUGUCUGAUCAGCAAAUCUGCAGCUGCGAAUGCUCAGCGCCGGCACUUCUCCUUCUGACACAGCGUAACUAUAGCUCCGUGAUGAGCGGCUGGCACGUUAGCACGUCCAGGAAACUGCUUCGCAAUGGUUGUACUAUAACAUGUGCGUUCAGCAGUGUCACUUAUUGUUUUAUCCACAUGAUUUUAUUUUUAUCAUUUGGGAUUUUGCACUAAAUUAUGCAGACGUGUAGCAGGCUAUUAAUGUGGGUCGACCCUGUUCAAAAGCACAUAGAUGAAUUGCACUGAGAGUUUUCUUUGUUUUUCACGAAUCUAACAAGCACUUUUUUCCGGAGCUUUACACCAUCAGCUGUUUUGUAGGAAAAACUAGCAUUUAUCUUUAGAUUGUAAAUACAUGUGAGACGAGAUGUAUAUUUGACAUCGGAAUGAGAAUACAGAGGAGUAAACUAAGAGAAAAAACCUUCUCCAUUUACCUUAACUCUCUUGGUACCAUUGCAUGGCAUAGUGUGCCGAAAUAAGAACUAACUCUAAAUAUAAGUAUAUGGAGUUUGACAUAUUUAUUGAAACUAAAUAUCUUAUUGCAUCUUAAUCAUAUUGUGAUAAUUAUUAAGUCCAUGUGAUAGGGAAAGCCAAUACUCCAACUGGACUUGUGAUAUGAUGAAGGCGUUUGUGUCUCAUCCUGAAUCGGUACAAUACACUAUAUGCAUGCCACAUUACAAUCUUAUGAUACAUAUAAAAUUCAGCUUGCAUUGAGAUGACACCGGAUGUAGUUGUAACUCAAGGAAUGCCUUUCUUAUAACCCCCCCAAUAUGCAAUAAUGAUGACAUGCAGGUGGAGAACAAACGCUGUAGCCCCCCCCCCCCAUUAGCGGGAAAGAGCAAUAUACCUGUUGAAAAUGCAAUAAGGUGACGUCAGUUAGUCACAUGGUUACUCUGCACUUUACUACGGUGAGGAGCACUUCAUGUUGGAGGACUGUUACUGUGUGUGUGUCAACAUUGUGCAGUAUACAGUGUCAUAUGUUUCAUUUAACCCUGUAAAGAGUGCCUUUCAUUA